ACUGAAAGCUGUAGAAAAUUUUUUUAAACUUUUCAAAAGAUGUUCUCGCUGUGGCUAAAGGCACUACUGCUCCUGUCCACAUUGUGCUUUGCAGCGCCCAGAUUCGAUGGAAAGUUCGAAUCGAUAGAAAUGGUUCAAGGAGACGAGGUAACAUUAUUCGAGCAUUACCUAAAGCUGGUGGGACGCCAACGGUUGGUAAACGGAACGAUAGUUUAUCAUGUGGAUCUUAACGAGGACUAUGAUGUAUUGAUAGAUGUCUGGACAUGGAAGAAUGGAAAGUGGGCACGAAUGAAUAUUAAUUGGCGCCAAAAACCCUGCUUCUCUAUGAAGAAUUUUUACGCGAAGUAUUUAGAACCAUCCUUGCAAGACUCGAACCUGCCCACAGGCAACGACUUGUGUCCGCUCCGAAAGGGUGAAUACUAUUUGAAGAAUGUUGAGCUCAACACUGAUAACUUGCCAACACUUUUGAGCCCAGGUAUGAAGAAAUGUCGUGUUGCUUUAAUGAAAGAGGGCAAGGUAUUUGGUGGCUUUACGGUGGUGAUUAGUCUUGUAGAUCGAGGAACUUGAUCUUGACGCAACUAAUAAAGUAGGCAUACAGCCAU
This is a messenger RNA of Drosophila obscura, 602 nucleotides long. RefSeq lists its product as uncharacterized. Lineage: Eukaryota; Metazoa; Arthropoda; Insecta; Diptera; Drosophilidae. The transcript is spliced from 2 exons. The record is from RefSeq and is a predicted model, not a curated record. Bases 40 to 567 code for a protein of 175 amino acids.